GAAUAAAAUUUACAUUUUGCUAAUGGGAGGAGGAAGGGAGAAGAAACCGCAAGUGGAAAAGGAUAUUACGAAAUAUGGUCUUAAAGCAAAGCGAAGAAGGACAAAUAACCAAAGUUCCAAGGAGAAAAAAGCAGAUUCGGUAAAGAAACAAAAGCUGGAGUCAGGUGUGACAAGGUGGCUUGAGAAAGAAGAGGAGAAUAAUAUCCUAAGAGAGUUUGACCUCAACUGUCAGUUCGGACCUUGUGUUGGCAUUGGAAGACUGACUCGAUGGAAACGUGCACAUUCACUUGGUUUGCAGCCUCCUCUAACUGUCUUGGAAAUUUUAGAGAAGCGUAGUUCAGAAAAAGAUGAAAGUUUAUUUGAAAAAUAUAAGAGUCUCAUAUAAUUAGUUUGCUGAUACAGAAUACUAGAAGAACUUUGUUGACGAGUACAGUAAAGCACACUUUACAAAAAUGAGAAGAGUAAAAUUGGGUUUUUGGGG
This is a messenger RNA of Galdieria sulphuraria, 481 nucleotides long. Its product is annotated as DNA polymerase delta subunit 4. Gene Ontology annotation, molecular function: DNA-directed DNA polymerase activity. Gene Ontology annotation, biological process: DNA-templated DNA replication; DNA synthesis involved in DNA repair. The record is from RefSeq and is a predicted model, not a curated record. Gene Ontology annotation, cellular component: delta DNA polymerase complex. The coding region runs from base 23 to 385 and encodes 120 amino acids. Lineage: Eukaryota; Rhodophyta; Bangiophyceae; Galdieriales; Galdieriaceae. The transcript is spliced from 5 exons.